Molecule: messenger RNA, 2466 nt
Organism: Pleurotus ostreatus (oyster mushroom)
Lineage: Eukaryota; Fungi; Basidiomycota; Agaricomycetes; Agaricales; Pleurotaceae
Exons: 6
Coding region: 1-2466 (821 amino acids)
Biological process (GO): protein phosphorylation
Molecular function (GO): protein kinase activity
Source: RefSeq, a predicted model, not a curated record
AUGGCUGACUAUAAGCUAUAUCCCCAGACUACUCCAGUCAAGAAGACGCAACCGCCACCAUAUAAUAGAAGGCAGAUGUCCGACAUAGUCACCCGCACCGACUACCUUACACCCCAAAAAGCCUUCAGCGUUGAUCGCUUGAACAAGCCUCCCUCAUUCGCUGCUAUCCUGGAGAACAAGACGCUUCAAGGUCUUGUGAAGCAGUUCAGCUCGAGCACAACCACGAGCUACGGUUUGGUCGUCAAGCUGCUGAACUGUGCAAGCUCUCUCAUACACAAGAGAUGGGCCAAAGAUAAGGAGCUGUUGGCCUUCCGCGACAACCAUACGCGCUCGCCGACGAAUCAUCCAAACGACAGCAGAGCCGGGGAACCAGACAUCGUCACUAUCCUGGAUCUCAUCAACAAACUCAUCGAAAAGGACAAAACGAAGCGUAUUCCGUGGCACCACGUGUUGUCCACCAUCGAAGAAAAAGGAGAAGCGGAUAGCGACGACGGCCCGGCUCAAUCUGCCGCUUACCUGGCCUUCGCUAACCAAUGCCGGCCUGACUUGGUUGGCAUGUACGGGAUGGCCAUCUCGCCCAAGGGGUACAUCGUUCAAUACAGCUGCCCUGCUGGCCUCCAGACGUCCGAGGAAUUCAACUGGGUCGACAUCACUCCCCUGCUAUCGUAUGUUUACACGCUAUAUAUCCCUCGCGAGGACUUUGCCUCUCGCGAUCCGAGCAUCACUCUAGCUGACAGCGAUGAUACGUUUGGAGCUCCCGCUUGGAACAUCCGCGACGGUGACAAGGUCUAUGAAAACUGCGCCGUCAAAGUCGUCGGAGACCCAUGGCGACGAAUGACUUGGGUAGCAAGGGUCGGCACGUCGCCGAUUACGAUCAAGGACUCGUACCGCGACGCUCAUGCGAGCUUCAGAGAAGGCGAGCUUUACGACAUCCUCCAUAGAGAAGGGCCCGCUCCUGGAUUCUUGCGAAUCAAGAAAGAAUACGAGGUUCGAUGCGAACGGGGUCGUCCCAUUACUGUUACCGUUGGCAGCACCACGCGAAUCAAGACUCGACUCAUCAUGCAUACGUGGGGGGAGUCUCUGCGUAAAUGCCCCAGCCUGAUCGAUUUUGCUAAAUCGAUGUAUGACAUCCUCGAAGCUCAUCGCUGGGCGGUGCUGGAGCGUAAUAUUAUCCAUCGUGAUAUUAGUCAUGGUAAUAUCUUCGUUCAAGCUGAAGACUUCAAGGAGGAAAAUGAAAAGGAGUUCGCCGGGAAGGAAUCCAGGCCAAUAUUCGUCAAUGAGAUUGUAGAGAACGUGAAAAAUGCCGACCCGAUGGCUCGUCUCGGAGAUAUGGACAACGCAGCGGAGCUCAAUCGAGACAAGGCGGUAUCACCCUCGUUCGUCGCAAGGAAAAAGAAAACGAGUAUGAAUAAUGAACCCCUGCGUUUUCGGACGGGAACGCCAAAAUUCAUCGCUCGCUCGCCUGCUGUUGGCCGCUUGCUCGUCACCAACGUCGAUUUCCGUGCCAUGCCGGAACUCCCCAACCACCUUGCCGAGAAAUACUUCGAAACAUACGCAAACGAUCGAUCAGGAUUGCGAACAUUUGUUGACGAUGAUUUCACCAAUCACGGAGGGAUGUAUAGCUCCCGAAAGAACGUGAAGAAGUACGAGGAUAACCCCGACCUAGUAGUCGAAGAGUUUGAGCAUCAUCCUCGACACGAUGCAGAAUCCGUCUUUUGGUGCAUGGUCGUAUUUCUCCUCGUCGCCGUGCCUUUGGGAAGCCCAGAUGAAGUGAUCCCCAAAGAUACAGACAAAUUCUCACUCUUCUGCGCUUGGAGACAUAUUGCUAAUCAUCAGGUUGGCCCUACGCAAGAUAUUUGCGAUAGCAGGGCGGGUCUGCUCGCUGGAGGCAAACUGUGGAAUGAGUGGUUGCAUCCCGACCUCGCUCAUGCUGGACCGCUUCUCGCGUCGUUGGCGUCUCAGGUAUCUCCCGAAUGGAGUCUAUUGAGCCCGCAACCCCGCGACCUUCACCUCCACAAAGCGAUGCAGCGUAUCAUCCUCACGCAUAUCGAUUUAUGGCAGAAGAAUAAACUCGACGUCAAGUUUGAUACUGGGAGAGUCCGUCCGACGAUCCCCCCGGACAACCGCACGGUGCCCCAAGUGUGCAUAACCCCAAGCAUUGAUGGGCAGCACAUCGCCGCUGGCGCGCUUAGAAAUAAGCGGGGAUCACAGAACAUCGAGCAGAAAGAGGACUCCCAAGCAAAGAGGAGACGAACGACAAGAGCAGAGGCCAAGGCAUUAGGCUCUCAAAGCCUCCCUCCUACACCACCUCUGGCGACAACACCCCGCCGUUUCCCUCGUUUUCAUGCUCAUGAAGUCGACAGAAUCCUCCCUCCAACGCCAGGUUCGGCCUCCACCUCUCUGACUUCGGACUGGCCUCCGCUUGAUGCCAAUGUAUUCUACACUGCUACCAAAGACAAGGCUUGA